Zonotrichia leucophrys gambelii is the source of this 975-nucleotide messenger RNA. Its product is annotated as potassium voltage-gated channel subfamily A member 7-like. Gene Ontology annotation, biological process: potassium ion transmembrane transport. Gene Ontology annotation, cellular component: membrane; voltage-gated potassium channel complex. Gene Ontology annotation, molecular function: delayed rectifier potassium channel activity. The record is from RefSeq and is a predicted model, not a curated record. The transcript is spliced from 2 exons. Lineage: Eukaryota; Metazoa; Chordata; Aves; Passeriformes; Passerellidae. The coding region runs from base 1 to 975 and encodes 324 amino acids.
AUGGCAGAUUUGGGGGUCUGGGUGGUGGAUCUGGGGGUCUGGGUGGUCUCCAACCCCAUUAACCCAUAUUGGGUGGUGGAUCUGGGGGUCUCGGUGGUGGAUCUCAGGCCCCCCUCGCCCACCCCCACCACCCCCACCCCCAACACCAACACCACCACCACCUCCACUCCGCCUCCGCACCGCUCGGGCCUGACCGACCCCUUCUUCCUGGUGGAGACCAUCUGCAUCUGCUGGUUCUCUCUGGAGCUGCUGGUGCGCCUGGUGGCCAGCCCCAGCAAGGCGGCCUUCUUCCGCAGCGCCAUGAACCUCAUCGACCUGGCGGCCAUCGCGCCCUACUUCAUCGCGCUGGGCACGGAGCUGGCGCGGCAGCGCGGCAUCGGCCAGCCCGCCAUGUCGCUGGCCGUGCUCCGCGUCAUCCGCCUGGUGCGCGUCUUCCGCGUCUUCAAACUGUCGCGCCACUCCACCGGCCUGCAGAUCCUGGGCCAGACCCUCAAGGCCAGCAUGAGGGAGCUGGGCCUGCUCAUCUUCUUCCUCCUCAUCGGCGUGGUGCUCUUCUCCAGCGCCGUGUACUUCGCCGAGGCCGAGGACGCCGCCACGGCCUUCACGUCCAUCCCGCAGGCCUUCUGGUGGGCCGUGGUCACCAUGACCACGGUGGGCUACGGGGACAUGGCGCCCGUGACGGUGGGCGGGAAGCUGGUGGGCUCGCUGUGCGCCAUCGCCGGCGUGCUCACCAUCUCGCUGCCCGUGCCCGUCAUCGUCUCCAACUUCUCCUACUUCUACCGGCGGGAGCUGCGCGGCGAGGAGGGCGGGGCGGUGGUGCCGGCCUCGCCAUGCCCACACCACCCCGAGGGCCCCGGGGACGCCGCCGAGAGCCCCAAGGAGGGCGGGGGGCGCCAGGAGGGCUGGGGGGUGGACGGGGAGGCGGGGGGGGGCGACAAGGGCUGGGCAGGGGGGAGGUUGGUGACCGAGGUGUGA